AUGGAGGACAUCAUCACCAACUUCGAGCUUGUUGGAACAAGGCUGCUUCGUGUGUGCCCUGUGUGUAAUCACACUCAGGAUAAAAAGUACAAUCUUGCUGAGGAGCAAGCUGUUCUUCAUGAACAGUGUCCGCAGUGCGGGUUUCACUUCCCAGUAUUGGAGGAGACGCUGUCAAGUUUUGCGGUCUUCAAGGAUGUUCCAGGUAUUCCGAUGCCAGAAGGGGCCCCGACAAAGGUCGAUGGUAGUAAAGUCGAUGGGAGACAGACUGAUGCGAACAAGGAGCCGAGUGGCUGUCCGAUGUGA
This is a messenger RNA of Fusarium verticillioides 7600, 303 nucleotides long. RefSeq lists its product as hypothetical. The record is from RefSeq and is a predicted model, not a curated record. Lineage: Eukaryota; Fungi; Ascomycota; Sordariomycetes; Hypocreales; Nectriaceae. The transcript has a single exon. The coding region runs from base 1 to 303 and encodes 100 amino acids.